AUGGCAACCACGACGGCAACCGCCGACAGCACUACUCUGGUCGGCACCAUCCGCGCGACAGCUGCCUCAGCAUCCCCUCCUCAGCCGACCAUGAAGGCAGUUCGCUUCCAUGGCAAACGUGACAUUCGUCUCGACACCAUUGUUGCCCCCAAAGUCGGUCCUGGCAAGGUCAAAAUUGCCCCCAAGUUCUGUGGAAUCUGCGGAUCCGACUUGCACGAGUAUCUUGGCGGUGCCAACCUGAUCCCCAAGCCUGAGAACCCGCAUCCCAUCACCAACGAGACCUUUCCCCUCACACUCGGCCAUGAGUUCUCCGGCAUUGUCCAGGAGGUUGGUCAAGGCGUCGAGUCUGUCAAGCCUGGAGACCGUGUCUGUGUUCAGCCCAUCAUCUACGAUGGAGAUUGUCGCUCGUGCGUCAGAGGACUCGAGAACUGCUGUGACCAGAACGGCUUUGUCGGUCUCAGUGGAUGGGGUGGUGGCUUGUGCGAGACCAUGGUUGUCCCCGGCUCUUGUGUUAAAAAGCUUCCCGACAACGUUUCACUCCAGGAGGGCGCCCUCGUUGAGCCUCUUGCUGUUGGCUGGCAUGCCGUGGACAUUUCGCCAUUCAAAGAGACCGACAGUGUCUUGAUCCUUGGUGCUGGCCCCAUCGGCCUGGCCGUCGUGCAGGUCUUGGUCGGACGCGGCUGCAAGAACAUCAUCGUUACUGAAGUCAGCAGCAAACGCAGGGACUUCGCCAUCAACUUCGGAGCACACCACGUCAUUGACCCCAUCAAUGAGAAUGUGGUGGCAAAAGUGGAGGAAUUCACUGGUGGCCUCGGAGCAGACGUUGCUUUUGAUGCUGCGGGUGCUCAAGCUGCCCUCGAUACUGCGUUUGACGCAUUGAAAGCUCGAGGCACCCUGAUCAAUAUCGCUGUGUGGGAAAAGCGAGCCAACUUGGCCAUGAAUGGACUUGUUUUCCGCGAGAGAGGAUACAUGGGAGUCCUCGGAGACUUUGAGGCAGUUUUGGACGCAAUCUCGACUGGCAAGAUUAAACCUGCCAGCAUGAUAACCAAAACCAUCAAGCUAGACCAGGUCGUCGAAGAAGGGUUCCACGCUCUGAUUAAUGACAAAGACAACCAGGUCAAGAUUCUUGUCGAUGUUGGUGCCGGGCUGUCCACGGAGUAA
Messenger RNA from Metarhizium album ARSEF 1941, 1161 nucleotides. Its product is annotated as sorbitol dehydrogenase. Gene Ontology annotation, cellular component: cytoplasm. The transcript is spliced from 3 exons. Bases 1 to 1161 code for a protein of 386 amino acids. Lineage: Eukaryota; Fungi; Ascomycota; Sordariomycetes; Hypocreales; Clavicipitaceae. Gene Ontology annotation, biological process: butanediol biosynthetic process. The record is from RefSeq and is a predicted model, not a curated record. Gene Ontology annotation, molecular function: (R,R)-butanediol dehydrogenase activity; zinc ion binding.